This is a messenger RNA of Toxotes jaculatrix (banded archerfish), 2362 nucleotides long. RefSeq lists its product as uncharacterized. Gene Ontology annotation, biological process: negative regulation of smoothened signaling pathway. Gene Ontology annotation, cellular component: ciliary membrane; Golgi apparatus. Bases 669 to 1172 code for a protein of 167 amino acids. The record is from RefSeq and is a predicted model, not a curated record. NCBI's taxonomy places the organism in Eukaryota, Metazoa, Chordata, Actinopteri, Toxotidae. The transcript has 3 exons.
CUGCCUGGAUUUUAGUUUCCAUUGCUGAGAGAGGACAGCAUCGUCUUGCAGAGAACAUAGUUGCUGCGCUUUCAGAGGGGGUUUAGAGGGGGUACACUGACAGGAUCCGGCUCUUAGGUGCUCCAGGAUGUGCUCCGAUAUGAGAAUGGGUGGUGUUUUCUGUCCGUGUGCGUCCACAGGAUCGGGGGCUCCGUGCAGACUCAGAAAAUAAGUCGACUGCAUACAUAAAUACAUUUUCACAGCUGGAGAAUUGAUCUGCGAUUAAAGCAUUUCAGGGUUUUUUUUUCUUUAUAUUUUUUUUUUCUUUUUUUAAUUUUGCAAGUAUCACCGGAAUGCAGUGGAGCAACCGAGGGUAGGUGAUCCAUGAACCUGGGCAGCGAUCCUCACCUUCUGGGCUGGAGAAGAGCCAGCAGGUCGUGCCAGGAUCGGCUGUUUGAAGACCAAUAAAGGGGAAUAUUCUAAGGGAUCUCUCCCGCAUGGGAUAAGACAAGAUGUGGGGACAAAGAGUGGAUCAAACCGACCCCAUCACCAUCGCCGCGACGGUGGCCGGGAUGACGGGACGCGACACGAGGGUUUAGGUCUCUGGACUUCUAAAUGUCCCGUCUCCCUUUAAAGAAAGGUGAGAUAGAGGCACAUAAACACUCUGACCUCCACCUGUGUCCACCGACAUGGAUAAACUUACCGUGAUAUCAGGAUGCCUCUUCCUCGCUGCGGACAUCUUCGCCAUCGUCAGCAUCGCCAACCCGGACUGGAUCAACACCGGAGAAUCAGCUGGCUCUCUGACUGUGGGCCUGGUUCGGCAGUGCCAGACCAUCCAUGGUCGAGACCGGACCUGCAUCCCGCCGCAGCUGCCCCCGGAGUGGAUCACCACGCUCUUCUUCAUCAUACUGGGCAUCAUCUCCCUCACGGUCACCUGUGGUCUACUGGUGAUGUCACACUGGCACCGCGAGGCCACCCGAUACGCCCGAUGGAUCGCCUUCACAGGGAUGGUCCUGUUUUGUAUGGCUGCUCUCAUAUUUCCAAUCGGGUUCUACAUCAACGAGGUUGGAGGACAGCCCUAUAAGCUGCCCAACAACACAGUGGUGGGCUCCUCCUACGUCCUCUUCGUUCUAUCCAUAUUCUUCACCAUAGUGGGUCUGCUGUUUGCUGGGAAGGUGUGCCUGCCUGGCUGACAUAACCUAUUCCUUUUUUUUCCCUAUCUCUGGAGAAACACUACCACUGGAGACAAACUUCAUUAGAACUGACUUCGCCGUGGGAGUGUUGGAAGUAUCGUAGAAGUGCAACAAAACAGAGAAGCUCCUGAGUUUUUGGGAUGAAUUGUCACGACGCUUGUAGCUUGUAGCCGAAAUAGGUGCGAUCCGUCUGUCCAUCUGCUUGUUCAGAGAACGAGCUGGAUCAGAGAGCUCUGAAAUAGCCCUCAUCCUCGCCUGAACAGUGAGUGUGAAGUGGCAAACAGAUAAGAGAAUACUGAAACAAACAAAAAUGAUGACAACAGAUUAAAACAUCAGGACUUUCAAGGGGAGCCCUGUGGUGUUAUCUGUCAUCAUAAGAAUUAAUGACAGAUGACAGACAGCAAACAAGCCUCACUCUUCUGAUCAAACUAACUAAGAUGCAUAUAUUGAGAUUAAACUGAUGAGUCAGGCCUGAUAUUGGCCAGUCACCUCCAUUAUAAUGGAGGUUCUUCCGUGACCACAGCUCCAUGGAACAAUCUGUAAUAUAUACAAAGAAGUUUCAUUUUCUUGACACAUUUUAUUUAUUUGUUUAAUUGUUCUGUUACUUCUUUUGUAAAGGUAUCUUUUAUUAUAUGGCCUCAUGUAUCCCAGAGUUUUGCUGCCAUUAACGUGUGUGGUGGAUCACCUUGCCUUAAUGAGCUGUUAACCUUAAAACAACAACGAUAUUAUUGAGUUUUAGUUGAAGGUUUUAGAGUCAUGGCAUCAAAUCUAAAAAAUUCUGGACUUGUGAGACUAGAAUAUAAAUUGGGCUGUCAGCACCGUAUGUAAAAAAAAAAAAAAAAAAAACAACUGGUCUUGGACAAUGUUCAGAAACUCGUCGCUCUUUUUUUAUGUUAAACUAAAGCUUCAGGAUCAGAAUUGAGCGCCAGAGAAAGACCGACAUCAACAGGUCUCUGUUACAGCUUUGCUACUUUUAGUGAUGUAGUGAAUGUAUUAUUCACCUUUUUGAGCAUUUCCCAUUGUUUAAACACUGUAUCAAGAAAUGACUGAUUCUUUGACUAGUUUGUUUUAUACAGUUGGGACGUUGACGCCUACUUCAUCUCUGUAUAAAUGAACAGACAGCCCGUCUGUGUCAUUUUCUAGAAGCACUGUGAUGUUUGUGAAUGAGCAUGGAAGAUCUCAUCUCAUUA